Lindgomyces ingoldianus is the source of this 3309-nucleotide messenger RNA. RefSeq lists its product as uncharacterized. Gene Ontology annotation, biological process: chromatin remodeling. The transcript has 2 exons. The record is from RefSeq and is a predicted model, not a curated record. NCBI's taxonomy places the organism in Eukaryota, Fungi, Ascomycota, Dothideomycetes, Pleosporales, Lindgomycetaceae. Gene Ontology annotation, cellular component: cytoplasm. Bases 1 to 3165 code for a protein of 1054 amino acids.
AUGGAGAAGAAGCAAACGUUCCAACGUCUGAAACAAUCUUGCGUGGAGCUUGUUCAAGUUGUCGCAAACCUUUCGCAAAAGCCUACCGCUAAGAAAGAAACCAUUCAGUGUCUGGUUCAUUUGCUCAAAGCUCUCCAAGAAGUUACUGCCAAGCCAAGCUCUCUGGACCCAAAGCUUGCCGAGUAUGCUUUUCUCCCAAUAUCCCACGUUCUUCGAGCGUCUCAGAUAGUCCCCGUCCACGCCCUGGAACUCUGCCUGGAGUGCAUUUCCAUUCUUCUCAAAGAAGGCUGGAAGGCCGACCUCUCCACAGAACUCUUUGCACAGCUCCUCAUUCUGUUCACUUUUCUUGCCAAUCCCUCAUCUGCCGAGAAUGGUAUUCCGGCGACGUCUGAGGAGCUCCAGGCAGCUGCUUUCAAAUGCAUGACCGAGCUUCUCGCCCAGGUUUCAUCGACCCAGGAAGGAAAACGCUCCCUCAUGACAACAGCAAACGUCCCUGCCAUUGGCAAAGCUGUUCUUGUGAUGCUAGACAAUGUCGCCCUCAACGCGUCGAAUGAUGUCCGGCUUCAGGCAGUAGCAGCUCUCAAGAAGUUAAUCCUAGCCAUUGAUGAUAGAGAUACUCUUUCAAGCUUCCUUCCACGGAUCGUUUCGUCGCUAACCAAAGUACUGACACCCAGUAGCGAUAAUCGUGCAAGCUUUCGACUGCUUGAACAAGGGCUAGAGGCGCUCUCGACUCUGCUUCUUCGAGUACUUAGUGACCAGGAAACUAAAACACUUCCUUUAGAGCCACCUGAAGGAAGUGCAAGGGGCGGCGAGAAAUUCUUACGCACCACUUCGUGGCUACAAGCUACAGCGGCGCAAAUCAAAAUCGCGCUUUCAAAUGUAAUCAAGUUACGACAUCACAGCAAAAAGGAAGUACGAAACGCCCUGCUUCAACUUUGCUUGGGGAUCUCACAGGACUGCCGUACGUCUCUUUCUGGGUGCUUAGCCAUGACGAUCGAGACUUUGGUUACCCUUGCCGGUCGUAGCGGAGAGGAUUAUAUAGAGAGUGACAUCCGAACCCUCGUUUAUUCGGACCUGAAGCUUACGGAAAUUCUGCGAGAAAGCCUCCAUGGAUGGAUCAUAUCUCUUCCACGCAUGAUGCAAUCUAAAGAUGAUAUGGGUCGGCGCCAUAUCAUUCAUCAAGUCUCGGUCGCUCUGCGAUUGCUAAACAGGGAGCAGAUCGAUCUCAACAGAAUCGAUGACCUCUUAGCAGAAAACCUUCGCGAUGGCCUAAUCAACGUCUUCAAGGACUCCUCGCGAAUUAGCUCUCUGGCGGCACCAGCUACCGAUAUGAUCUUGGAUACCAGUUUACUUCUCCCCGAGGCACCAUCAACAUCAUUUCAUUCUCUACAGCUACAGUCCAAGGGACAAGAUGAUACUAUGGCGGAAUUCCAGCUCCUUCUUCAGCAAAUUGCCAAAACUGACUCAUCUCUCACCGUUGGACAGGACCUAGUCGGCUUCAUACAGAGUGGUCAAGACAAUAUGCGGCUAGCUAGCUUUUGGCUUUCUACUAACCUUCUGAGGGAAAUGACUAGAUAUAACGCGGCAGUUGACGACUUCCUGGAUUUUGGGACCCCAAGUCCGAGAGAGAGCCUACUCGAUGAGUUAUACUCUUUCUCCCUUGCCACACUCACAAACCCGGAUCGCGACUCCAACCUACAUUGGCAUUUCCAAGCCCUUGCUCUCGAAGUCGUUGCAAUGCAAGCAAUUCAAAGUAAGGAAGAUUUUCGAGUAGAACUCAUCGAAGCUCUGUAUCCAGUCCUCCACCUUCUCGGGGCUCCGAAUCCAGCUCUUCGAAAUCAUGCGAUCACAUGUCUAAAUCUCAUCGCUGAGUCUUGUGGAUACUCGAGUUCUAGCGACCUCAUCAUUUCAAAUGUCGAUUACAUCGUUAAUGCGGUUGGGCUGAAGCUUAAUUAUCACGACAUCUCCCCCCAAGCCCCCCAGGUUCUCUUGAUGAUGAUGCGGCUGUGUGGUCCGUCAUUAUUGCCAUACUUGGAUGAUCUCGUUAGCAGCAUGUUCUCCGCCCUCGAGCGUUUCCACGGUUACCCGAAAUUAGUGGAACUUCUUUUCGCAGUGUUAAAGGGGAUGGCAGAAGAAGGUGUCAAAACGCCACAGCUCAUGAUCGAACCGGGAACAGAGACGCUGCAUCAAAAGCGGCCAUGGGCGGCAACCAGCAUGUCUGAGGUCGCUGAAUUCAUGAAUAUAAUGAAGCUCGGGGCUACGAAACCAGACGAAGAACAUAGAACGGAUGGCACUCCAGAGUUCCCAAAAAGACCAUGGAAAGACGAAGCUGGUGAAACCAUACACAAUGAAACUAUUGACGAGAGUGACAGGCUGGAAAACGAAGCAGUUGAAGCUGCUGAACCUCCACCUCCAGCCUCGCGAACCUUCGAAAUUAUUCUCAAGAUAUCUGAACUUACUCAGUACUAUCUCACAUCAUCCUCUCCCACCCUACGAUCAUCUCUUCUCUCCCUUCUUCAUACAACCAUACCCGCACUCGCAAAGCACGAGAAUUCGUUCUUACCGCUUAUCAACACCAUCUGGCCCGUUCUACUCGCAAGGCUAGAAGAUCCUGAAGGUUACGUUGUAUCUAACGCUUUGGAUAUUGUGGGUCUCAUGUGCACCUACGCGGGCGAUUUCAUGAAAGGGCGAAUUGAGGGCAUGUGGGAAGACCUCAAAGCAAUUCAACGGCGUACAGUCAAAGCAACCGAGAAUCGGAGUGAAAGAAGAAACAAUACCAACUCUAUGCCGUUCAGUGUACCUGAGGAGACCGCAGUUCUCACAACAGACUCUGAGUUCCGACCAGCCGACAUGGAGUUUUAUGUUGAUGUGCCUACACGAUUGAUUUGGAAUAGUAUGGUUCUAUUGUUAUGUUCAAUAGCUGAGCAUGUUGCAGUCCGUGAGGAAGUUUUCGACGAUAUGCUAGACGUCCUAGACCCGGUUCUUGAGAGCAGUAUCGUGCGUAAGGCCUUAGAGGGACGAAACUCGGAUGCAGUGUGGCUUCGCCAAUCCAAGAAAGGCAAUCCUCCGGGAUCUAUCCCGGAUACUAGGGCAACCUGGCCAAAGAAAACAUCGCUACUGACUGGCAAGCCUCGUUGGAACUUCGUACAAUCUCGAUUUCAAUAACAAAGGAAAGAACAAUCACUCACGAUAUCUCCUACCAUAAUUGAGCCACUCUAAUCCUGCCUCGAAAUUCCUUUUGGCUUUCUUUCUUAAUACUUCCCACAGGAUUCUGUCAUCCUUGUUUGUACCAGAGGUUGCACUCGCGAG